Messenger RNA from Hyposmocoma kahamanoa, 1126 nucleotides. It is a transcript of the gene PGAP3, whose product is annotated as post-GPI attachment to proteins factor 3. Gene Ontology annotation, cellular component: endoplasmic reticulum membrane. The transcript is spliced from 6 exons. Gene Ontology annotation, molecular function: hydrolase activity, acting on ester bonds. The record is from RefSeq and is a predicted model, not a curated record. Gene Ontology annotation, biological process: GPI anchor biosynthetic process. Lineage: Eukaryota; Metazoa; Arthropoda; Insecta; Lepidoptera; Cosmopterigidae. The coding region runs from base 110 to 1126 and encodes 338 amino acids.
CAAAACGCAUUUUUAAAUGACAGUGGCUUUAUUUGAAAUUAUUAAAUAAAUUCUCAUAAGUGUAUUAUGAGCGAUGUUUUUCAGAUAAAUUUCGAUCUUACUAAUCAAGAUGCAGAAACUAACAAGCAUUUGCAUCCUUGUUUUAUACAUAUUAAUCCAAAAUUUGUCUUGCGUUUUAUCCAGUGCCGGCGACCGUUCGCCUUUUUAUCAAAGAUGUGUUAACAAUUGUGUGAAUCAGAACUGCACCUCAGAUGGUAAAUUCACAGCAGAGGCCACGGACAAUCAAGAUGCAUGGUGUAAACUGCUGCAAUGGAGCUGCAAAGACGAGUGCCGUUAUGCCUGCAUGUGGAAUACUGUAGCUGCAUUCCAGGAGAGGGGGCUUCAGAUACCUAUGUUCCAUGGGAAGUGGCCUUUUAAAAGAUUCCUUGGCAUCCAGGAGCCAGCUUCAGCCUUCUUUUCCUUGCUGAACCUUGUCUCCCACACUUACAUGUUUCUAAAGAUCUACUUUGAUGAGCGGUUUUCAGUUAAGGAGACACCUAUGUUGAAGUUUUGGUUCAUAUUUUUUGUGAUAUGCGCCCAUGCGUGGCUGUGGUCUAUCAUAUUCCAUAGUCGAGACACGCCCAUCACAGAAUUCAUGGACUAUGCCUGUGCUUUAUCCAUGGUCUUGUCACUGCUAAUGGCUGCUAUUGUUAGAAUAUUGUACUCGACAAAAGUAAUAUGCAUAUUGUUAAUAUUCAUGAUGUUAACUUAUUUUGCGGACCACGUGCGUUACUUGUACGAGGGCAUGCUCUACGGCAGAAUCGACUAUGAAUACAAUAUGACUGUUAAUGUCAUUUCGGGGGCCACUGGCGCGAUAGUGUGGCUCGUGUGGGCGCUGUGGUCCGAGCGGCGCGGGCGCACGUACGCGUGGCGCGUGGCGGCGUUCACGGUGCUCUCGGGGCUGGCGCUACUUCUGGAGCUGGCAGACUUCGCGCCGCUGCUGCACGCCCUCGACGCGCACGCCUUGUGGCACCUCGCCACAGUGCCUCUGCCGUCGCUUUUCUAUCGGUUAGUAAACAACUUCGCAUACAGGAAUAUUAUUACAUCGUCGCCCCUGAUCGGAGACCGGCAAGCGCCUGGAUUUUAA